GGUUACGGUUGGCGCUCCUGCAGCUCCAAUCGACUCCCUGGCGGAGCGUACCUAUCCAAAUGUCAGUGAGAGACGUUCAUCACGUUAGUAAUCUCUGCACUUUCCUGUCCGACGUGCUGAGGUAGUACAGGUGCAGCCUCGUAGACCGGCCAACCACCAGUCCUGCGAAGCUGAUCCCAAUUGACGCCCCAUUCAGAGGAAGCCAGCCAAGACACCCCCUGUUGCCGUGGUAAUUGCGUAUAACGUCCAGCAACGCUGCUGCUCUGCCAAAGAAGCCAUAGUCGCAUCGAGCUGCGAAAGUGGGAAAGUCUUGAGAACGUGUAUGUGCCAAGCUGCGAGGAUAAAGAAGUCUUAAGAUCUGCGAUAAGUAGAAGAAAGCGUGACGAGCGUGUCGUACGGCUAGGAGGAGAGAAAUUUAAUUUCUCUACGUGUGCAUUUAGCUCUGUAAAUAUUUUGAAUGCUAGCGAAUACUGACUAUGCUGCCGGCCACCUCACAGUCACCGCGAUAGCUGCAAGACAAAUACUCGACGACUGAAGACUGCCGCGCCAUCGCGUUCGCUCACGAUCGUACGCGAAAACGUACGACUGCAUCGUGGCGAACAGGCCGUAAACAAUUUUCAGUUGUGCCCCCUGACUGCCCCCGUGACUCGUAAUCAUGUUAGAUGAAGCGCUCUGGAUCGUCAUUGUCGGAUUUAUCAUCGCCUUUGUCCUAGCGUUCGGAAUCGGCGCGAACGAUGUCGCGAACUCGUUUGGAACUUCGGUUGGAUCGAAGGUGCUCACUAUGCGACAAGCGUGCAUCCUCGCCAGCGUGUUUGAGACCCUCGGCGCUGUUCUUAUCGGAUCUCGCGUAUCUGACACGAUACGAAAAGGUAUCAUAGACGUGACAAUAUACAAUGGCACCGAAUCUGAUCUCAUGGUUGGAGAACUGGCUGCUCUCGGAGGUAGCAGCAUCUGGUUGGUGGUGGCGACCUUCCUUAAGCUUCCCGUCUCCGGCACUCACAGCAUAGUCGGCGCCACUCUAGGCUUCUCUCUCGUCGCCCACGGCGCUCUCGGCGCGAACUGGAAGAAACUGGCACUGAUCAUUGCAUCAUGGUUCGUCUCUCCGGUGAUGUCUGGAUUUGUGUCCUGCUCUUUGUUCUACCUGAUCAACCGAUUCAUCCUCAAAGCCCACGACCCGUUGGAGAGUGGCCUGAGGUUCAUACCGUUCUUCUAUGGCCUGACCCUGGUGAUUAACCUCUUUUCUGUAUUCUACAAAGGACCACCGAUGCUUCGUUUCGACCGCAUCCCGCUCUACGGAUGCAUCAUCCUCAGCAUCGGCGGAGGCAUCAUCGUCUGCAUCGCUGUUCACUUCUUCGUCGUCCCGUGGCAGCGGCGCAAGAUUCGCAGGGAGGUGGCGUUUCAGCCGAUGAGUCCGAUGAUGGAGAUCAGCCUCGUGACGAACGACGUCGAGAACGGAAACAAGAUCCUGCCGCCGCCGCCGCAACCGAACAUGACCGAAGGGAUGCUGACGCACAAGGAGUCGCUGGACGCCGUCAAGGUGAAGCUGAAGGAGGAGAGGAAGCGGCGCGAGAGCGAGUGCAACGAGUUCACGACGGCCGACGGCGCGGACGGCGACGCCGGCUCGCUGACCGACAGCCGGGGCAGCCGUGAGAGCAUCGACCUCAAGAAGUCGUGCGUGACCUUCAGCAUCGGCGCCAACCCUGGCGACAAGGGCAAGUUGGCACCUUUGUACGAGGAUGGCAAUGUCAAAACACCAAACAUGGCAAAGGCAAACGGAUUGAACAUUCCCAACAGUGAAUCUAAAGUGCCGCUCCUACAAGCAUGUAGCAGGGGCACGACCCCGGGCACCACACCUGGCGCCACGCCCGGCGCGACACCUGGGCAGACGCCGGCAGGUAGCGCGGUACCGAGUCGGACCGGAUCGGGAACUAAUCUUCUCGCGCUCGCCAAGGCUAGUCCCGACACGAAAACCAAAAAGCAAUACGGAGCCGCGGAAGCCAGCAAAUUAUUCACCUUCCUGCAGAUACUGACGGCUACUUUCGGCUCGUUUGCGCACGGCGGUAACGAUGUCAGCAACGCCAUUGGCCCGCUCGUCGCCAUCUGGCUCAUCUACUGGGAGGGCCACGUCAUCCAGAAGACAGCGACGCCGAUCUGGAUCUUGCUGUACGGAGGCUGCGGCAUCUGCAUCGGGCUGUGGCUGUGGGGCCGGCGCGUCAUCAAGACGAUGGGCGAGGACCUGACGCCGAUCUCGCCGACGAGCGGAUUCUGCAUCGAGCUCGGCUCCGCGCUGACGGUGCUCAUCGCGUCGAAUCUCGGCAUUCCCAUCAGCACAACGCACUGCAAGGUCGGCUCGGUCGUGUUCGUCGGCUGGCUGAGGUCGAAGGAUUCCGUAGACUGGCGCCUCUUCCGCAGCAUCAUCAUCGCCUGGGCCGUCACCGUGCCCGUCACCUGCGCUCUCAGCGCGGGCUUCAUGGCCGCUCUACGGCUCCUCCUAUAGUGACGCCGCCACACGGAUUUUACCUCUCGGUGCGAGGACUUCACAGGAUUUUACCCCGACCGGUUGUCAGGUUUUCUCGACCGUUCUGAUACCGGUGCACCUUGCGUAACACCAAGUGUAUAUAAACAAGUCUUAAUCUGCGACGGCUCACGGUAAAACCAGUAUCGACGGCGAAGAGAAAUACGCGCGCGAACGAAAUGGCAUUUAAUGAUAAAACUGUAAAUACUACGUGAAAGGACUUUUAAACCUGACAAAACUCGUUGGAACGUUUCGACCUGGUUGCCGUUAAUACCAGUAAGCUCAUUAAAAUCUCAUGAGUAACACCUCUUACAGGGAAAAUUGAGGAGUAGUAAAUACAAAACAUUAUUUCAAACAUUCGCCAUGCUGUUUAUAUUUCUCAGACAAAGGUCUUCAAAUAGUCGUAAUCCCGAUCAAUUCUUUUGUGCUUGUUAUAUAUAUAUACAUGUAUAGGCAAGUAUAGACACACGACCUUAUAAUAGUCCAUGGGCCUGUUGUCAGAAACAAAAUUAGUCGUAACAUUAGUCUUAGCAUUAACUUUUUCUCUUAGACCAUCAACAGAAACGCUGCGAAGUUACCUGAAUGAAAUAUCGUAGCAGAUUUCCGAAUAAAAAUCGUAGCAAUACGAAAUAAAGCGCUGUCGACGGUCUACGAGAAAAUGUUAGUGUUAAGACUAAUGUUAAGACUAAUUUUGUUUCUGACAACGGGCUCCAUGUUUCCCAGAUUUAAUCCUUGAUGGCAUUAGGUGGAAGGGCAUCUUUAACUAAGCUAGUUCAGCCGCAGUUAUUGCACUCGGAAUGUAUACAGGUGUUGUUUCUUUUCAAAACAUGUCCGUUUAUUCACUCUUAUCGAUCCGAUCACUAACGUUAUGUAAAGACCAUGCUUAAAAUGUUGCUUCGUGCGAGUGCAAGAAGGUUUUUAUUAUUUCCUGACGGCUUUGAAAACCUUUAACGUAGCGUGUGCUAUUUUACUGUUUGCAUGCACUUCAGGUGUAAUGUAGUGGGAGUUCACGAACGGGGGGGGGCUCAGGAACGAGCGGGACUAGGUUUCAUCGUACAUGUGCUCCUGUUACUCCGUGCACUGUCUCUUCAUUGAAUCGAGGCUGUUGGAGUCGGUCGUUGUGGUGGUGGUGGUGGUAGGAGCACGAGUGCAGGAGAUCUUGCAGGCUGUGCGGUGCAUGGAGCUCUGGGGGGGGGGGAUAGCCCGACCAGGUUCUGCGGCUGUUUCACGUAGUGGAAAGGCGAGAACUGUGUAGCUUGUGACUACUCUGGGUGGUACCGGAACCGAUUAGCAUGCGUCGAGAUAUCGCAGCGGGUUUCUGUCGGUGUUGGUCGGGUGGGUUCAUAGCACGCGUUGAGUGAAGCGUUCACGGUCAGGCGAAUAGUGUGUCAUGUGUCAAAUACCCGCAGAACGCGUGGGGGGGAGGGGCGGUGCAAAUUAAAGGUAUCGGGUGGUGGUUCUUCGAAGCGGUUAUGCGAACUCAAAACGCCGUUGGUAAUUAAAUGGGUAAAAAAAAACUGCAGUUAGAGUAGCUGACUAACUAACGACUCGGGAGAGUUAGAUCGAUUGUACAUAUCAUGUGCAGGUGUGUAUUUAUAGGGGAGCUUUUGGGGCAAGGCGGCAGCAUGGCCUUGUCUUUUCGCGGCUAACGUUAUGAUUGCGGUAAACGUUCGUUCGUUCGCGUAGGGCUAGCUUCUACUGUAUCGCAAUGGUAUAUAGGCGCUGACUAACAUAUUACAUUACUGGUUUCAUACAUUUACUCUUCGAGAGAAUUACCUAUAGGUGGGUCUUAAUGUUUCCGGUAGCUCAGCUGCGGAAAGCAGUCAGUGUCUCAACCCGUAGUCAAUUGCCGACCACAACAUGUGGAUAUCACACUUUACUUUACUUGUUGUGAUUGCAUAUCUUCUCUCCUACACUUCUCUACUCUCUUUAGCCUAUUAAUAUAUAUAUAUACUAUAUAUAUAUAUAUGUGUGUGUGUCAGUGUGCG
Messenger RNA from Priapulus caudatus, 4503 nucleotides. Its product is annotated as sodium-dependent phosphate transporter 1-like. Gene Ontology annotation, biological process: phosphate ion transmembrane transport. Gene Ontology annotation, molecular function: phosphate transmembrane transporter activity. The transcript is spliced from 13 exons. NCBI's taxonomy places the organism in Eukaryota, Metazoa, Priapulida, Priapulimorpha, Priapulimorphida, Priapulidae. Gene Ontology annotation, cellular component: membrane. The record is from RefSeq and is a predicted model, not a curated record. The coding region runs from base 656 to 2497 and encodes 613 amino acids.